GGAAAUUAUAUAACUCAUCCAGUAAUGCACAUAUUUCCUGUGUAAAGGAGGACAGUCCCAUGAUGUAACAGGUCAGACCAGUAAUACUGUAAGUUUCAGGAACACUGGGUAGCUAUAAAACAGUAUUGAGAGACUACACGGACAACUGCAGACUUAUGCAGAGAGAAACCAAGUGUUGAAUGCAAAGAUGCUGAGAUUUGAGUGUGUGGUUGUGGUCCUGGUCUUAUAUUUAAAAGGUUCCCUUUCCCAGCUCAAUGUAUGUGGUCAUGCACCUUUUAACACCCGUAUUGUGGGUGGACAGAGUGCGUCAGAUGGUAUGUGGCCAUGGCAGGUUAGUUUACAGAGUCCUGCUUAUACUGGUGGCCAUUUCUGUGGAGGAUCCCUCAUCAACAAAGACUGGGUCCUGACAGCAGCCCACUGUUUCUCCAGCACCAAGACUUCUGGCCUGACUGUGUAUUUGGGGAAACAGACUCUAAGUGGCUUGAAUCCCAAUCAAAUUGCAAGAGGUGUUAAACAGGUGAUCCUUCACCCCAACUACAACAGUGCAACCCAAGACAAUGACAUUGCCCUUCUGCUUCUGAACUCGUCUGUUACCUUCACGGACUACAUCAUACCAGUGUGCCUGGCAGGUGAAGGCAGCAAUUUUCCACAUGACAUCCUUAGCUGGAUCACAGGCUGGGGAAGCAUUGCAUCUGGAGUGCCACUGCCAUCUCCUGGUGUGCUGCAGGAUGCAGUGGUGCCUAUUGUCGAUACACUGCUUUGUGAUUUUAUGCUUGGAUUUGGAUCCAUUACCCCAAAUAUGAUCUGUGCUGGUUAUUUCCAAGGAGGAAAGGACACCUGCCAGGGGGAUUCUGGAGGACCCUUGAUGAUUAAGCAGGGUGCAGUCUGGAUUCAAGCUGGUAUCACUAGCUGGGGUAGGGGUUGUGCUCAGCCCUACUCACCUGGUGUGUAUACUCAGGUGUCCCAGUACCAGACCUGGCUAUCCAGUGUCAUAAACCAAAAUCUGCCAGGCUUUAUCAAAUACUAACACAGUGGGAUGAUUGGUGGCCGUACUGAAGGAUCAGACAUGACCAUGUACUGUAUUAUAUAACAUAAGAUGUCUAUAUGUUUUCUAAACAGAUUUAUAUUUAUUUUUUUUACUAGUAUUAAUCUGAUAAUUUAUCUACACAGAGAUUUUGUUGUAAAAAUGAUGAAUGUUGUGAUAAUCAUCUUGUAUGGUGCUACAUGUACAGAGGAUCAUAUUUUUUUAAAUGUACUAUAUUCACUUUAAUUAGCUACUCAGAUAAUUAAAUAGGAAUUUCCUGCAUAAA
This is a messenger RNA of Neoarius graeffei (lesser salmon catfish), 1310 nucleotides long. RefSeq names its product serine protease 27-like. Gene Ontology annotation, biological process: proteolysis. NCBI's taxonomy places the organism in Eukaryota, Metazoa, Chordata, Actinopteri, Siluriformes, Ariidae. The coding region runs from base 188 to 1027 and encodes 279 amino acids. Gene Ontology annotation, molecular function: serine-type endopeptidase activity. The record is from RefSeq and is a predicted model, not a curated record. The transcript has 7 exons.